AGCUUGACAACAAAGCGACUGUUUGCUGCACUCAACGGACACUCAGCGUCCAAUUGUACAAAUGUCAACAUGGCUUCGAAGACAGACCAACUUCUUAUCGUUGUGUCCAUCCUCGAAGGUCGCCAUUUCCCGAAGAGUGCCCGUCUCAGUCUGGUGGUCCAGGCGAGCUUCGAUGGCGAGCAGCUGGCCACAGACCCGGUAGAGCACCGAGACCAGCCGUACUUCAGCACCGAGCUGGCCUGGGAGCUGGACCGCAGGACGCUGCACCAACACAGACUGCAGAGAACUCCCAUCAAGCUUCAGUGUUUUGCUGUCGACUCUGUGAGUAAAAAGAGAGAGAGCGUCGGCUACAUCGUCCUGGACCUCCGAUCUGUACAAGACGUCAAACAGGAGCCUCGCUGGUAUCCGCUGCUGAGCAGUAAAUACACCAAACAGAAACCAGCCCUCCUCCUCAGCAUGGCGCUGGAAAACGACACCAAGCCCUCCGAGCCCUCUCCUGAUAGGUUCAAAGCCAAGAAGGCCCCGCCCCGACAAGGUUCUCCUGCAGUAAGUGACCUGCUGCCAGACAAGCUGGAGGCCUCACUGAUCCCAGAUCAGGGUUACCAUCAAGUCGGACCUGCCGAUCACUGCUCUGACAUGUUCAUCCUCUCCGUCACUGUGGCUUUUGCUACCAAACUAGAACAGUUGAUCCCCAGCACUAUGAAACUGUCAGCGGAGGGGUCAGGGUUCUUCUUCUACUACUCUUUACUGGGGAACGACAUCACCAGCGAGCCUUUCCACAACCUGCUGAGCCCCGACUUCGAGCCGGAGCGCGCCUCUGUUCGCAUCCGCAGCAGCAAACAGAUCCUGCAGACCUUCCUGUCUCAGCAACCUAGUUUACAGGUCCACCUGUGCUGUGGGAAUCACUCUCUGGGCAGUACAGACGUCUCUCUCUCAGCCCUGGCUGCUGUCUCUGUGGAUCUGGAGAACAAGGCAGCGACGGUGGAGGGAGCAUUUAUACUCAAACCUCCUAAACGCACCAAACAGGCGCUGCCGGCUCUGCCCGCCGACCUGCAGCCAACUGUGGGGGUGGCUGUUACCCUGAGGAGGGAGGAGGUCGCACCACAGUCUUUAGGGAAGAAAGAAGGAGGUGGAGCUCAGUCACACUCCAACCCUCCUCCCUCUGUUCCUCCUGCUGUACAGAGACCUCAAAGCUCCUCUCCGGUCCGAAAACCUCCCGACUUUUCCCCCCCUGGUCCUCCUCUCCCCCCUCUGUCCUCUCAUACAGAGAGUGAAGCAGAGAGUCUGCUGGAGGAGCUUCAACGUGGUCAAGAGCAGGCAGGACUGCUGGCAGCUGCAGAUUUGGAGUUUCCUGUGCUGCAGCAGAGUCAGACUGAAGCUACAGCAGAAGGUGGAGCAUCAUCCGUUAGCGUCUCUGCUCCCAAAGUGUCCAUCCCCUCCUCCGCCCAUCACUACUGCUUCUCUCUGGACCUCCGCAGCCUGGGAAACCUCAGCCUGACACACCCCAUCGCUGCGACGCUCAGGUAUUCGUAUCCGUUCUUCGGCAGUGCAGCUCCCAUCAUGACCAACCCUCCUGUGGAGCUGCAGAGGAACAUGGAGGCGUCGCUGCCUCAGUCCUACUGCGCCUUCGACUUUGCCACUCUGCCCCAACAACUGCAAGACACCUUCCUCCAAGUUCCUCUGGUUGUGGAGGUUUGGCACAGAGACUCCACCAGCAGAGACCAGCUGAUAGGACGAGCCUCCGUCCAGCUGUCUCACCUGCUGAGCUCCGAGAGGAGCAGAGUCCUGGCAUCAACCGGAGAGCAGAGCUGGAGACAAACUCACCAAGACCGCAUCCCUGUGCUCAAUACACACCGUCCCAGUGGGAAGGUGGCAGAGUUGAGCUAUGUGGCAACACUGGAGGACCUGGGGUUGGUCAAAGCCAGAGAAGUCAUCGUGUCUGACUCUUCACAGAACGAAGCUGCAGUCCCCACACAGCCGUCCUCCCACCCUGCUGCUCCCAGCCUGAGCGUCGCCCCGCUGGGCCCCACAGCUCCGACGGCCCCCAGAGACACCCAGGAGUACCGCACGGCCCUAGAGCUGGAGCUGUGGAAAGAGGAGCAGGAGGAUCUGUUCGAUGAUCAGUUGAGGAAGAAAGAGCUGAGCCACAUGCAGGCUCUGGCAGAGGAGUGGAGGAAGAGAGACCGAGAGAGAGAAGCUCUGGUCAAGAAGAAGGAGGUGGAGUAUAGUCUGUUGGAGGAGCAGCUUCAGAAGACUCUAUCUGAUCUGGAGAAAAGAGAGAAACAGCUGCUUGAAUCGGAGCUGGAGACUCAGAGGCUGCAGAGGGAGCUGCGAGCUGAACACGAUCUGACCCAGAGGGAGCUGCAGGAGAGCAGCAGGAGGCUGCAGCAGGACUGUGACCACCGGGUGGCGAUGGAGAGAGACAAAGUCCGACUGAUGGAGGAGGAGAGAGCCCGGCUGCUGCAGCAGAUUGCAGACGGUGAGUUUCGGUACAAACAGCUGGAGAAAGAGUUCCAGCUCUACAGAGAACAACAGAACAUCAGACCAGAGUUCAGACUGCAGUCAGAGGUCAACCUACUGACUCUAGAGAAGGUGGAGCUGGAGAGGAAGCUGGAGUCCACCACCAAGUCCAAGCUGCACUACAAGCAGCAGUGGGGGCGCGCCUUAAAAGAGCUGGCCAGAUUCAAACAGCGGGAGCAGGAAAACGCCAUGACUCGUCUGAAGAAGCAGCAGGCGGAGCUCGAGGCCAUGAGGCUGCGUUACCUGGCAACGGAGCAGAAGGAGGCGGUCCACCAGGACAGAAAGGAGCUGGACGACAUCAGGAACGAGCUCAACAGAUUAAAGCAGCAGGAGGACCGGUUGGGCCCCGCCUCGUCCCCGUCUGGCCCCGCCCCCACUCAGAGUGUCAAUGAGAGCGCUGACGAACAUCUGAGCCGCCUGUUGGAGGAGAGAGACACUCUGCUGAGGACCGGCGUCUACACGCACGAAGACCGAAUCAUCGCCGAGCUCAACAGACAGAUACAGGACGCCAUGAGGGACAGAGGAAAUCUCUGACGUCCAAUCAAGAGACAGGGUCGCAUCUGAGACUGCAGGUCAACCAUCCACUCUGCUGCAUUCACACAAACACGCCUGAGGUUUACUGUGUGUUAACGUGUUACUUUAACCAGACAAUGUAAACGUUGCCUUGAAUCCGAAGUACAAUACUUAAAUAACUUCACACAUUCAUGUACGAGUGUGAAUGAGUCUGAGUGUAAAUGAGUGUUUGUAAUCAUUCCUUUAAGUCCAUCUGAGAGUCGGAAUGAUUACAGCAACAAAAUAUCAGUGUAAUUAUGAGUAUGCAAGGUAUUGUAUUAAGAUGGACUUGAAAAAAAAGUGAACCUGUCCUUUAAAGGAUCAUUCCACUAGUUUUUCAUGUCUAAAGCUUUAAGACUACAAUUUUUUUCCAACAAUAAUUGAUAAAUAAUUUAAUAAUAAUAAAUAAUUUCCUAAUCUAGCCUUUUAGAUAAUCUGCUUUCUUCAUGCAGAAAAGUUUCAGUUUCUUGUGAGCUUGAUGCAUUCAAGGACAAUCAGACGUCUGAGAACCUGCAUGAACCUUUUCACAAUGUUCACUGGAGCUGAAAGGAUUAGUCCAUUUAUUUGUUAAUUGUCAAUUAUUUAUUAACAAUUUUGACAUCAUCUUGUGCUUGGAAACAAUUGUGAUUGACACUUUAGAAACUUAACGACUGAGAAAUCCGAAAAUAAUUGGCAAAUGAAUCGACAUUUCCCAAACAAAUCUAAACACUGACUGUGCUGAAUUAUCUCUUAAGAUAAUUCAGAACUGAAGAUAAAAUGAACUGAAGGAAAUUAAAAGCUAAAUACUGAUUUCUGAAUUAGUUCAAUAUUUUCAUGAUAAGUAGUUAAUGGACUAAAACAUGAAAAACCAGCGGUCUGUUCUUUUGAAUGUUUGAGCAUCAGAAGGUUCAAAUCUGAAGCAUUAUUGAACCUGAAAUAUGUGUGUUAAGUUAUUAGAGAAUGAUGAGUUUCGCUGUUUGUUCUGAUGAGGUUUUUAUGUGACAGCAGGUGGCGCUGCAGCCUCAGAAACUACCACUCCUCUGACCUGCAGCUGCUGUGAAACAUUUAUUUAUUUUUUUAUCAUCAGAACAGAAAUGACUGACUUCUGUGUUUGUCUGCAAUAAAUUAUUUUGGGAUAAAAUCUGCUGUGUAAAUGUGUGUUUUUGUUAUUUUCCAAUAAAGAUUUUUAAUAUAAUUCUGUUUUAUUAAAGAGCAGAGAGCCACUGGAGAGAUGUUUGGACUGUUUAACAAAUAAAGAUCAUUAUGAAUUCUUUUCUAA
This is a messenger RNA of Perca fluviatilis (European perch), 4330 nucleotides long. Its product is annotated as centrosomal protein of 120 kDa. Lineage: Eukaryota; Metazoa; Chordata; Actinopteri; Perciformes; Percidae. The record is from RefSeq and is a predicted model, not a curated record. Gene Ontology annotation, cellular component: centriole; centrosome. The transcript has 21 exons. Gene Ontology annotation, biological process: positive regulation of centriole elongation; centrosome cycle; interkinetic nuclear migration. The coding region runs from base 70 to 3054 and encodes 994 amino acids.